AUGGCACUGUUCGCUGCACGGGACAGAAGUGUCCAUUCGAGGCGGCGGCGAGACUGGCAGCCUGCUUUCUCUCCUCAAGCUAUCAGACAUUAUGAAGAAAAGGUGCUGUUGCACAUCGAAGAGCUAGAUCAGCAGCUGGAAUUGAAAGCAAAGAGCGGCGCCGUCGAUUGGUACGAAUCAGUCGACUGGUGCCAGGAGCAGAUCCAAGCACGCCUAGCCAAGGGGCCGGCGCCGGAGCUACGAGAUCUCACUUAUUACAUCAUGGAGAAGGAGAAGGAGAACAACGUCGAUGCUGGGCCUUGGCUCAGGGGGAUAGUCUGCUCGCCGUCUUGGCGGGAAGCCCUCGCCGCGGUCCUCCACGAGCUGGUGCUGCACCCAGAGCACAUCGACAAGCUCCACGCCGAGCUGGGAGACACAUGCCUAACCGACACCAACGCCCUGGCCGAGCUCCCCCAUCUCAACGCCGUCAUCCAGGAGGCCAUGCGCCUCCACCCAUUCCUGCCCACCGGCGGAAUCCGCAAAACCACCGACACUGGCGUGACCAUCUGGGACGUGCACAUACCGCCUCACACGACAGCGAGGAUUGCUUCGAACAGGGCUCCUCCUUCAUCCCAGACCGGUGGACCACCGCGCCCGGAGAUGGUCCGCAACGCGGCCGCCCACGCCCCGUUCAGCUUGGGCAAGUACAACUGCAUCGGGCAGCACCUCGCCAUGCGCAUGAUGCGGUACACGCUUGCGCGGGUCAUCAAAAAGUACAGGUUUUACCAUCCUCCCGGGGUGGACGGGAGCGAGAUGGAGGGGGAGAAGGCGGAUCGGUUUACGUCUUUUGCUGGGCCGGUGCCGCUUGUUUUUGAGCUUAGAUGA
Molecule: messenger RNA, 864 nt
Organism: Podospora pseudopauciseta
Lineage: Eukaryota; Fungi; Ascomycota; Sordariomycetes; Sordariales; Podosporaceae
Exons: 5
Coding region: 1-864 (287 amino acids)
Molecular function (GO): oxidoreductase activity, acting on paired donors, with incorporation or reduction of molecular oxygen; iron ion binding; heme binding
Source: RefSeq, a predicted model, not a curated record